Saccostrea echinata is the source of this 758-nucleotide messenger RNA. RefSeq names its product mammalian ependymin-related protein 1-like. The coding region runs from base 62 to 700 and encodes 212 amino acids. NCBI's taxonomy places the organism in Eukaryota, Metazoa, Mollusca, Bivalvia, Ostreida, Ostreidae. Gene Ontology annotation, molecular function: calcium ion binding. The record is from RefSeq and is a predicted model, not a curated record. Gene Ontology annotation, biological process: cell-matrix adhesion. The transcript has 6 exons. Gene Ontology annotation, cellular component: lysosome; extracellular region.
CUAUCUCCUUAGGCCCGCUACAUACUUCAGCCAGUAUUACUCGGAAAAGACUUACAGAAACAUGCUGCGUGUUUUGAUCUUUCUCUCUGUUGCGUAUGUUGCUAGAUGCAGCAUCUGUUGCGUGCCCCGCCAAUGGGAGGGUACGGAAGGAUCCACGAUCGGACUUGUGCGGGAGGGAGCGCCGAAUUCUAACUUCAUUCAGAGCUCGGUAAAUAUAGCUUAUGAUGCCAUCAACCAGAGGGUAGCGGCCACUCAAUAUGUGGAUGUUGACGGAUACCCACUAAUGGCAAAAAUUAUUAUGGAUUAUAAAAACGGUGUACAAUAUUCAAUUAACGGUACGACAUGCGUACGAACCACUCUUCCAGCGUUCCAAGAAAACUGCAUCCCAGAUGAUGCUCAGGAAACUCAAACCACCAUUGGUGCCGGUGGGAAGACAUUGUCCCUCAAGAGUUACAUAAUGGUAGUGGGAAACCUCACCGUCACCUCCUCGGUGACUGAAGCCGGAUGUAUACCUGUUUCAGAGAGCAUUGUGGGACACUCCCCGGGACAAUAUAUCCAUAUGACCACUGGUUACAGUGGUAUUGUCCCUGGAAUUUCAGAUCCUUCAGUUUUUACGCCACCCUUUAUGUGUAUGGCUGGUCCCAUUUAUCCUGCAGAGGUUUCUAUGAUGAAAAGAGUUUCAUUCCUUCAUCCUUUGUAAAAUAUUUGUUUAGCUUCUGUACAAUUUAUCAAUCAUUAAAUUUUAUAUUCUAACAAAA